Molecule: messenger RNA, 1281 nt
Organism: Pseudocercospora fijiensis CIRAD86
Lineage: Eukaryota; Fungi; Ascomycota; Dothideomycetes; Mycosphaerellales; Mycosphaerellaceae
Exons: 5
Coding region: 1-1281 (426 amino acids)
Source: RefSeq, a predicted model, not a curated record
AUGCCAGCCCUCAAGAGCCUUGAAUACCUCGCGCUGAAUUAUCACUGUAAACCUCAUUCCACUUCUUUUGGCACACUGGAAGCUCUUUGCAGAAGUGUAGGCAACGAGUUUCCGCCUGAGCUUGGGCUGUACUUGAAGGGAAUGAUAUAUGAACGCAUCAGCCCUACGUGGAAGGGUGCAGAGACAGCUCGAUGCCUGAAGCUGGCAAUGCUGCUUAACGCGAGCGCGUGGCGUCAUGAAGAAGACACACUGCUCUACAAGAUCGUUUUGGAUCUUGAAAUCUUCGAUCCUGCGUUCAUAUCGAACAUGGGGAUCCAAUUUGUCGAUGACGCAAAAUUACAGAACAUCAAGAGAGUGGUUGAAUCGAGCUGCGAAGGGCUCCUCGCCGUAAACGACGGCGCUGUGGACUUCACUCACCGCACAGUGUACGACUUUCUCCUUACAUCUGAAAUGCAAGAACUUGUGGACGUGAGCGUUCCAGGAUGGAUGACUCGCCCUACCUUCAUCGGUCACCUACUUCUCGCUCGCUGCAGAACAGUCUACGGUACCCCAGAAGAGUUAGCAUACCCUAAGCAGCAUGAACUCACCUAUGGAGUCUUCGGAUUCCUGGAAAAGGCCUCGCCAGACAAUGUGUGCAACGAGACGUCGGCCCUUGAGCUUGCCGUCUUCGAUUUAGACCGCAAGAUUCCUCUCCCGCAGAUCACCUUUAAUGUGAGAGAUUACCGGCCGUUUCGGCGGUCAUCACACUGGAUGCUGGGCACAAUCAUGAGGAAAUUGAUGAAUCCAGCCACAGCUUUCAGGUCAUCUAUAUCAGAUUUUCACACUGGAUCCAGGCAGAUUUCCGACUGCACCACUUCUGUUGUGCAAGAAAUGAUCUCUUUCUUGGCGUGUCAUGGUCUUGACAUUCGCAUCUUGGCUAUAUCAUGGCGCAGCUAUCUCUACCACCACAGUGGACAAAUGUCACACCCGGAUCAGGAUCGCAUUACUCGCCUCUUGCUCGAAAGUGGCGUCGAUUAUUAUCAACUGUUUGAUGGAUGGUCUAAUCGAACGCACCCACAUCCAGAUCCUGCAGCGAUCGAGCUCACACAUCAACGGCGAAUAGAAACCCGAGCCGAAACCUGGCCGCAGAUUCACGACGAUAAUGGGAAUUUAUAUCAUCUAGUUUGGUGUCCGUGUUGUUUGAGGGAACACUGUAUUUCACGUCCAAAAGAUGAAGUCCCUCACACCCUGCCAAUCCGACAAGAUGCAAGCCUGUCUGGGAGCUCUAGUUGGCGUGUAUGA